Molecule: messenger RNA, 915 nt
Organism: Suillus bovinus
Lineage: Eukaryota; Fungi; Basidiomycota; Agaricomycetes; Boletales; Suillaceae
Exons: 6
Coding region: 1-915 (304 amino acids)
Source: RefSeq, a predicted model, not a curated record
AUGACAAAAGUGCAGAGUGCUGUUUCUUCCACAGGUGUUCGUGACAGUGCCUCAGCAUCCAUCCUCGAGUCUCUCAUAGAACUUGGAAAGAAACUCUGCAAACGAGUGCCAGGUUUACCAGCAACAUCCGAAAGCAAGAUCACAGCAGCGCUUGAAAAGGAGUUUGAUGAAUUAUUACGAGGUACCACACUCAAUGAUGCAAUGAAUCCGUUGUUUGGGAUGAACAGGAUCAACAUCCACUUGGAUAUGCUGACUGAAAUUCUCCAUACAGUAUUGUUGGGUGUGGUGAAGUAUUUUUGGGGUCAGAGCGUGUUUAUCCUGGAGAAAGCCAAGCUGCUGCACAUUUUUCAGAGCUGCCUUGAGUGGCUUAAUAGACUGGUCCUCAAUGGGUGGUCCGUUAUCGGGGAACUUGUCGUGCUCAUUUGGCACACGACAAUACCAGAUACUGAAGAAUAUCUCGCAAGAUUAUCCAGAACGAUCGAGGACUUCCUCAAUACAACAGUGCAAUGUGCUCCAAGCAUUCUCAUCAGCAAGCGGAAAUUUCACUUCCUGAUUCAUCUUCCGGCAUUCAUAUGUCAUUUCGGACCUGCAAUCAUAUUCUCCACUGAGAGAUAUGAAUCAUUCAAUCACGUUUUCCGACUGUCGUGCAUUCACAGCAAUCAACGUGCGCCCAGCAGGGACACUUGUCGACUCUUCGCAUACCAGGACAUCGUGAAACACGUUGCCACUGGUGGAUGUUGGUACGAUCGCAAUGUUAAGAGAUGGGUUCGUGGAGGAGAGCAGGUGCUAUGUUAUCUCAAUGAACACCGAGAACAGGCCCACCUUCUCGGUAUCUCAAGUAUCUUGUGUGAGCCUCCACUGCCUGGCACUGGAAGUCCUGAUACUGCUGUUGGCGUUAAUGGAAAGGCACAAUGA